AUGCUUUUGAAGACUUAUUUUCAGAAGCCGAAACAGCUUCCCGACAAGUGGCAACACGACCUUUUCGACAGCGGCUUCGGGGGUGGUGCCGGCGUGGAGACCGGUGGGAAACUGCUGGUGUCCAAUUUGGACUUCGGAGUGUCGGACGCUGACAUUCAGGAACUCUUUGCUGAAUUUGGAACUCUGAAGAAAGCAGCUGUGCACUACGAUCGCUCUGGCCGGAGUCUGGGAACAGCCGACGUGCACUUUGAACGGAAGGCAGACGCCCUGAAAGCUAUGAAACAGUACAACGGUGUCCCUUUGGACGGCCGCCCCAUGAACAUCCAGCUUGUCACCUCACAGAUUGACACACAGCGCAGACCCGCACAGAGUGUAAACAGAGGCGGGAUGACUAGAAGCCGUGGUUCUGGAGGCUUUGGCGGCGGCACCAGGAGAGGCGCCCGUGGAGGCAGCCGGGGCAGAGGCAGGGGCACCGGCCGGAGUUCAAAGCAGCAGAUCUCUGCAGAGGAGUUGGAUGCCCAGCUGGACGCUUACAAUGCGAGGAUGGACACCAGUUAAACACCAGCAAGUCCGUGCAUGGAACUGGGCCUAGACAUCUCGUCCCUGCUCCCAUGGGAGGCGCAGGCUGGGGCUGUGCGGCCAAUGAUGGAUUUGUUUCUUCUGUUUUAAAAUAGGAUUUAAAACUCAUGUAAAGAUUUUUUUUCAUUUUUUUUCUUUUUUUUUUUUUAAAAUUCUGAAACAGACCUGUUUUGUACCGAGUUAUUUUUGGGAUAAAUUUUACUGGUUGCUGUUGUGGAGAAGGUGGUGUUCUCACCUUUGCCAUAAUAAACAGAAACGUGUGUAGAACUGGA
This is a messenger RNA of Miniopterus natalensis, 851 nucleotides long. The record is from RefSeq and is a predicted model, not a curated record. NCBI's taxonomy places the organism in Eukaryota, Metazoa, Chordata, Mammalia, Chiroptera, Miniopteridae.